GUCCGAAAUUUCAGCAGGUUUACUGCUUACUGCCGCAUGAGUUUAGUUAAACAUGAAUCUACAGAAUUUAUGUUUUGACCUAUUAUUCUAAGUAUAAUAAUGGUUUCAAUACCGUGGACAAUAUUUUUUAUUAUUUAUUUGUUAGUGUAAGUCUUUAAUAAUAUAUUUAACAAAAUAAAUUAAAUGUGAAUAUUUGACUUGUGAAGUGUGAUUUGUGUAGUAAAUUUGUGUGGAUAUGUUUACCACUUUUGGUAAUAUCUUAAAGAAAAAAGCAAUAACGGAAAAUUGCAACGAUGUUUUUAUUAGUGAAUGACUCAUUAAAUAAGGAUUAUGGAUCGAUGGUUUCAGAUACUGACUGCCUUAUAAUGGCAGGGGAGAAAUAUCCAGAGAUAAAGGGCGAGGGCGAAGAACCAACAGGCUAUUAUAAUUAUGGAUUUGACAAGACAGACAUCGAGAAAGAGCUUCCCAAACAGACUGUCAAACAAAUCCAACAUGAAGAAGAGAUACUUAAGUCUGAAAAAUGGUAUAGCAUUCUAACACAAGUUAGCGUUCCUUUCUUCAUAGCUGGUAUAGGUACCAUUGCGGCUGGAACUGUUUUGGCUACUGUAACGACAUACAAAGUAUUUGACGAUAUCAGGGCCUUGUAUGUAUUAGUACCAGCGUUAUUAGGACUAAAAGGAAAUUUGGAUAUGUGCUUGUCAUCAAGACUCUCCACCCGAGCCAACUUAGGACAUAUGGAUGACCGAAGAGAACUACUUAAAAUGGUGGUCGGCAAUAUCGUUUUAGUUCAGAUUCAAGCUAUAGUAGCUUCAUGUAUAGUGUCGGUGUUCGCGACUUCAGCAUCUGCACUAAUAAAUGGAAACUUUCAAUGGAUACAUACUCUGCUGUUAGCUACAGCAAGUACCCUAACGGCAACGAUGUCUUGUUUUAUUUUAGAUAUUUUACUCGUAACUGUGAUCGUAAUAUCGCACAAAAUAAAAUUGAAUCCUGACAACUUAGCAACACCCUUAGCAGCAAGCGUCGGAGACUUGGUUUCUCUGAUUGUUUUGUCCUCGUGGGCUCGAUUAUUGUAUACCAUACAUGAUAAGUAUCCAUGGCUUAUGGGAUUAAUAUUAGGAGGAUAUAUUUUAGUACUCCUACCGCUCUGGAUAUACAUCGUUAAGCGCAAUGAAUAUACCAGAACUAUCUUAACUCAAGGAUGGACUCCAGUUAUUACUGCUUUAUUUAUAAGUGGGACUGGUGGUUUAAUAUUAGAUGUAGGUGUGGAUUCGUUUAAAGGAUACACUGUCUUUCAACCCAUUAUAAAUGGAAUAGGGGGUAAUUUGGUAUCAGUCCAAGUUAGUCGCACAUCGACGAUGCUCCACAAAACAGCAAUUUUUGGUCAAAUGCCAUCAAUAACAAAACAGUUAGUUUGGCCGUGGACGGCUUUAAUUAAAGGAGUUCAUCCUGCAAAGACAGCUCGCCUGCUCAUCCUCUUAUCCAUUCCUGGCCACACAAUAUUUGUCUUCGCCGCAGACUUUUUUUACAAUAAGGAAUCAACAGUUACUCCUACAUUUGUCUUCAUGUACCUGACAGUUGGUCUCAUACAACUAGUAAUCCUUCUUUACGGAUGCCAUCUUCUAGUCCAUACGAUGUGGAGGUUCAAAAGGGAUCCAGACAACUCCGCUAUCCCCUAUUUGACAGCAAUCGGGGAUCUUAGCGGGUCUGGCUUUUUAUUAAUAGGAUUUAUUAUUUUAAGAAGUUUUCAUGCUGAAUAUAAGCCAGUGGUAUGAAAUAUGUACCUAUAGAGCGUUUCACGUUAACAAUUAAUAGAACAUUGCGGAGAUAUUCCCAUGUAUUUCUUAUGGACGAUAAAAGUGCGCCGACACCACGGCGUACUGACUAGAUUGAAUCGUAUAACGGCAGUCGAAUAUCCACACGUGCGCGAGAGGUUUGGCAACACUGAUCUCCGUAAGCGUAAUGUUCUAUUCUUAACGUCAAACAAAGUAUAGGUAUAAAGUCAAAGUGUACACGAAGGUUAGUUUUGCAACGAACCAAGCCAUUGAUGCUCACCAGUGAUAGAACUAAGUACAUAGGAGUCUGUGAGUCUAGUUGUAGUUUAUUUAUUGUGUUAUUAUAUUAUUGACAUACUUGUUAAUUUAUGCAACGAUGAAAAUGUCAAGCUUAAUAGGCCUGGAUCCCGCGUACCAAAAAAAAGUUGAAUAAUCAAGUCCAAUUGAUUUCCUACCCUUUCAUUAAACUCUCAUGCAAAAUCAGACUGGCAUUAUUUAUCACCAACUGGGCAUUUUACACUCAACGAAAAAGGUACGUAAUAUCAAUAAAAUUGUUAAUUCAGACAACAAACGCAAUACUUAAAAUUUGUCCAAUUCUUGGUUUUAUUGGGACAACAAAACGAUGUUCAUCAAUUCAUUAUUUUCGUUCGUUGAGCCAAUGUAUUACGUUUAUUGAAUGGACGAACAUUCAUUAUGUAUACCAUAAUAUCACUUUAUUGGUAUUACGAAAUCUGUUCACUGAGUCAACGAACACUAUUUAUUGAUAUUACGUACUCUGUUCACUGAGUCAACGAACACUAUUUAUUAAAACAACAACGUCGUUAAUUGACCGACGAAGACUAUUCGUUGUGUCAAUAAGAGUGUUAUUUCUCCUAACGUAUUUCGUUUAUUUCUACAAUUAUUUCCGUUUAUUGUUACAAUUAAUUCCGUUAAUUCCCACAAUAAAUACGGUUUUUCUUACAAUCAAUUCUAUUCAUUCUUACAAUCAGUUUCGUUCAUUCCUACUAUGAACGUAUUUUAUAUUAAUAAUUACUGAAUGCAAUAGCCCAAUGUAUGAUAUUAAUUGAUUAAUAAUAAUUUUUUAAAUCCCCCUUUUUUGUCCUUAACCUAAAGGACUUUACACUGUGUGAUUUUUCAUAUGAUUUCACUUAUACAGUGUACUGGAAUAAGUGUUACACCCCCCGCCCCCUUAUUAACAUUUGUACAUUGUUUUAAUGAAAUAUGUACGUUGUCACGAUAAACCAAGGUAAUUGCUUGUCAUCUACGAAAUAAAGAAGGUGAGUUGCUGCCAGAAUUAACAGUAUUUAUUAAAUAUACGAAACUAAGUUAUUGGCUGAAUAAAUUGAGUGUUAUUGAUUAAUGUACUCUAGUUAUUCUCACAAUUAUUAUUCAAUCAUUGUGACAAUAACCAAAUACAUUCGUCAAUGUCUAAAAGUUCGUUGAAACAACCAAUUAAAUUGUUGUGACAACGAAAUACUAUUCAGUAAUCACUGUUAAUCACUAUUACGAACUAAAUUUUUUUGAGUGUAAUAAUGGUAGGGGAGCAAAGUAUGCUAAAUGUGCAGUCACUCAAGCGUUAUGGGUUGUGAAGAGUGGGUCCUAAUACCAAAAAAAGUUAAGUAAAGUUUUCAAUUUUAGUGGGGACUUUCCAUUUUUAAUUUAAUUUUCUUAUCUAUCCAUAAUUCGAAAAAAUGUCUCGAAUAAAAGUUACUUAUUUUUACGUAGGGAAUCCAAAUCUGCAAUAAAAAAUGGGGCUCCUAUUUAAGAUUUUAAAGUAAACCCCAGCCUACCUCCUUGGGGGUCGUGUUUGGUUCAUUCGAUAUAUUUUUCAAGAACAUUGAAUAAGUGUAUUUUUCAGUUUUUCGAUCUGAUUUUCCUUUCGCGAAAUAUCGCGAGAUUCGUAUUUAAAAUUUUUAAUUUAGCCCCCCCUCUCCGUGGGAAGUAGAGUUUGAUAUCUUUCGAUAGAUUUUUGAAAAAUAUUGAGAACGUAUUUUUUAGUUUUUCAAUCUGUUAUUCAUUUCACGAAAGUAUUCGCUUUUUACUUAUGAAACUUUGGGACUCACCCAUUUCCUUACGCCCAGCCCAAAUGGUCAGAUUUUUGAAAUAUACACUGUUUUGCAUGCACUUAACUUACCUCAUCUUAAUCUGAGGAUUUCGAGUUUUUCUUAGGAUAUAUUUUUUUCAGCUCCCCUUUAACGAACUCCCUUGCAUUAAGAGCCAAUAUAUGGUAGAGGUACAUUUUCAGGGUACAAAGUUUUUCCCCAUGUAAUAAUCUGACGCGCUCGAGUAACUGCAAAAAUCCCCGCUUCGGCUCCCCUACCAUAAGUCCGACACGUAGAACAUGCCAAAUUAGAGGAAUUAUGUUGGUGAUACGUAGCAGUCUGAUUUUUGCAUGGGAGUUUAAUGAAAGGGUAACAAAUCAAUAUAAUUGGAAGUUCUCUCCGACAAAAUACAUGGGACGUUUUCGUAGUCUGACGUUCCAAAUGUUAAACCUGUUCCACAAUUAAAACUUCCCCUGUUCCAGUGUUCCCGUACAUCAAAAUUUGUCCGACUAGACACCGUUAAGCUAUUAACAAAUUUUCAGCUUGCUAUUAAUCAACUUUUUUUGGUACGCGGGAUCCAGGCCUAUAAGCAAGAAAUAUAGUUUUUGUUUAUUAUAACGCAUUUAUUUAUAUUUUUGUUCAUUUUUCAUGACGUUGAGACUAAUAAACUCGAUUUUAUUUUGUUGACUGAAAACUAAGAACAAUUAUUAAUGUAGGAUCUAUGGAUAUUUUAGACCACAAAAAGCAAUUUUAAGAUAUCUUUAUCAUUAAACAGAUAGCACUAAUAAAAUAAUAUAUAGUAAAAAAACAUAUAUAGUAAAAUCUAUCCUCUCUUUUCUUCUUCUUAAGGAUAUAGUGGCGUCAUGUAUUUUGUUUGACUAUUUCUGUCCAGUUCUCUCUCUCCUGUGCGGGUUGUUUUGCUUCGAAGAAUGAGUAACCAGUCAUGAUCUUUAUUUAGUAUGACCAUCGUACUGAAGAUCUUCCUCUGGAUCUUUUUCCCACUCGUUGUCUUCAUCUAUCAUUCGUUCCAUGCCUUCUGUUCUGCUGGUUAUAUUUCCAAAAUAUCUCAGUACAUUUUGGUUGAUUGUUGUGGUAUAUAGUAUUUUUGUUAAGUUCUUCCAGUAUUGAAUUAUUUAUGCGAUGCGCAAUCCAUGGUAUGCGCAACAUUCUACGGUAGACCCUCAUUUCAAAUGCAAUAAUUAUAAUACGCUUCACUACAUACGCUGACUAUAUUUGCCACCCAAAACGAAUGAUAUUAAUAGUAUCGUAUAAUAUAAAUCAAUUAAUUUUUUAGAAUUUUUUUAAUACAUAAACAUACGUUUAUAAUUUAGAGUGAAUAGCUUUAGUGAUAAAUUAAAUAGGUGCGUUGUAUCAUUCAGGAAAUUAUAUUUUAAUGUUUUUGAAUACUCUAUUAUUACAGAGUAAAUGCAAUACAUCCUUCCAUAAAAUAUUUACUUAAAUACAUGGUCAUUCAUUAAGAAUGUCCAAUCUCAGAGGUGUAGAUUUUAGACGUAAAAAUAUUAAGAUUUACCCAAAUCACUUAAAUAAAAUGUGCCUUGUUAUUGAGCUACAGGGUGUUUUAUUUAAAAAUUUAAUAACUUUUCUUACCCAGUACUUUAAAACUUUUUGACAUAAUAGCAUGCGAUACGUUGCAGGAAGUGUAGUUACCGCACUCCCGUCCAAUUUUGAUAAACAAACCUUUCUGGCAACUACCAGAGGCGUAAAACAGGGGAAAGUGUAUGGCUGACCCUUCCACACAUUCUAAGAAAAUGGCAUAAUUACUAUUUUAGUACAAUUUUUCGAUUCUCCAACUUCUAUUCAAUUAUUAUACUAUUCAUUCUUACCGACAAAUUCAUUAGUUUUCGAGAAACUUAAAGUUAAAAAUGAAGGGGCACAAUAAAUUCUUCAAAAGAGCUGUGCCGUUGCAUUUUCAACUUCAAAUAUCUCGAAAACUAAUGAUAUUAUCGUUACGAAUAAAGAGUAUAUUAUUUACCCAGAAAAGAGUGAACUAUAGAAAUAUUGUACUAAAAUAGCAGUUGCGCUAAUGGCGUAGAUUUUGGGAAGGGUAACCCAAGUAGCAAUUUUUCGACGCAUUGGUUGUCAGUACAAACAAAUGCACUGUAUACAACGUUGCCCAAGAGUAUUCUCAGUUGUUUCGGCCAACGUCCCCUACCCCGACUGACAUUACGAUGUUACAACGUUAAGUAAUACCUUUAGUUUUAGUUAUACGGGCAACUAAUUUAUUACCAUUGUGACAACUACAUAUCACAGUUCAGUUUUUUCAACAAUCGCAACGACUUAAAAAUGUUAUAAUGCUAAAGUAAUUUACGCCCUGGCCGACUCUGAAGUUGAGUAGUUGUCUGUCACGUCACGACCCUAGGUGUUGUUCUAAAGGUGUGACACGUUUGCGGCAACUUCCAGAGGAGAAAAAGAAUUUCCUUUAUAACUUUAUUUUUCCUUAUUAUUAUAUAUUUUAUUUUGAUGGAAAUUUUCGAUUUAUUUAACAACCUGUUUAUUUGUUUUCUUAAUAGCUGGUUUCUAUUCCAUUGUUUUAUCAGCAGAUUUGAGAUUUGAUAACCUUUUAAUCUUUGUAUCAGCUUUGGCAGACAGGGUUGCCAGGUCAGUUUUUACUCUUUCAGUAGUUUUGUUUUCACAAAAUCAGGAGAUUCUUUUUAGGCCAUGUAAAUAUAGUAAUACAGUGAUAUGCACAUCCGUCCUAAAUGUCUCAAGAGGAAUUCCACAAAAUUGGAAACCUCAUUAUUCCAAACCACCAACUGGUAAUUACCAUUUUUUAGCUAAAAUCUACUAAAUCAAAAACUGAAAUAUACUUAAGGAUUUUUGGGAUAUAUAUGGGAUUUUUUAUAAUAAAAACAACAGCUAACUUAAGGGGAUAGGCGCAAAAUGCCGUCUGUUAAAAUGUUCAAUGUAUAUUAAAUGUUUUCAUUUUUUGCGAAUCCUUAGAAAACUAAGUAUUUUUGAAAAAUUUAAACGCAGAAAGAAAGAUUACGUUAUUUCCGAGGACCGAAAGUCCCUGAAAACUUCUAUAAUGUUUAUUUUAUUGAGUUACAGGGGUGAAAAAAGAAAAAAAUUAGUGUGACUUUUAAUUCCAAAUAUCUCGUUCAAAAGAAACGUUUUGGUUUUUCUAAAUAAUGCAGUCUUUCAUUCUGCGUUUAAAUUUUUCAAAAAUACCUAUUAUAGUUUCCUCAUGGUUCGAAAAAAAUUGAUCAAAUUCUGUUGAAAUAUACCAAAAAUCUACUAAAAAAUUGCCUACUAGAAUAUUUUAAAAAAUAUCAAAAAUCUACCAAAAAUGUAGAAAUCUACUAAAUGUGGCAACGCUGUUAAGGAGAAUGAUACACUUUUGACACUGGUCACAUGACCUCUGUCACCCAAUAAGAGGGUGCGUUCUAAAAUGGUUUUGAUAGUCGGCGCGGCCGGGUUUGGUUGGCGAUUGGAAUUCUAAGUUGUCUUAUCCGUCUAAGGUUGGUAAUAAGGUAUUUUUUAGUAAUAUUGGUAAUAUUGUUUAAUGCGCCAUUUUGGUUUUACUUGAGAUUUUUGUGAUGUAACGAAAAUGAAAACACAGAAUAUAAAAAAUGCAGGCAUUUUCUGAUACCUUUAAAAGCACCAUCAAUACAUUAAAUUUAUACAGAACAUCUUUAACAUAAAUUUUGACUUUUAUAUUAAAAUUUAAUUUUUUAAAUUUGCAUAUUUUUUCUCAAAAAUGUCAUAAAAAAGGAGCGCGUGUGUUUUUUAAAGGUGAAAUAUCCAUAUUGGACGGUAAUCUGAGAUGCGUUUAUAAAUUUCACAUCAGGUAAUAAGUCCUUUAUAUAUUUAUAUAAAUUUAAAUACCCAAUACGAUGUCAAAACAAAACAGUUUACUUUUUGUUAUUCGCAUUCACCAUACAGAUGUUAAAAAUAUAGGUAAAAAAACAUAACUAGUCCGACACCUUGAGCAACCAUUGCACGCGCAGGUACUUUUUAUAGUCGCUUCAGUUGUCUUAUGCAACGCUUACAAAACGAUGUUGCUUAAAGAGGAGGUUGCCUAGGCAACGUCAAGACAACUCAAAAAUCGUCCACCAAAUCAGUGCAGAAUAUGGUCGUCUUCUAGGCAAUAACAACGUUGUAAGAAAACGUUGCCACGCGGUAGACAACGUUGUCGCGUCGACAAAUUGCUACUUGAGAAACCAUUCACUGUCCCCCGUCGUACGUCUCUGGAAGUAGCCAGAAACUUAUGUUAAUCAUAAUUUAGUAGCGUGUAUGGUAAGUGCUUUCUGCAAAGUAUGACAAGGACUUGUCAAAUAGUUUUAGAGUACUGAGUAAAAAUAAUUAUUAAAUUUUUAAAUAAAUAAUUUUUGAGUAACUCAAUAACGUGACAUAUUUUAUUUAAGCGAUUUGGGUUAAAUCUUAAUAUUUUGAGGUCUAGAAUCUACAACUUAGAGAUUGGACAUUAUUAAUGAAUCACCCUGUAGAGACUUAAUGAAAUAUAUGAAGGUCUGUUUUGCCUAUAGAAUAUUUUCGUAUACAGUUAUUUUUCUUAUCUAUUUUCUCACUCACUCCACAAGUUGUUGUUUGUUCUGAAAGCUGGUGUUAUUUCUUUUUUUUUAUAUGUAUGGCUAUUUUAGUUGGUUAUUAUUUUACCUGCUAAAUUGUUAAUACUUUUGACAAUGAAUUUUUAUAAUCUGUUUAAUCCAUAAAUUAGAACAAAUUAGCAUAAUAUUAUAAAAAAAAUGAAAAUUAAGAAAAUAAAAAAUUAACAAUCUCAGAGAAGUUAAAUAUUUAAGUGAUUGAUAAAAUAGAUUAGAAACAUUCCGCGAAAGAAUACUAUAGGAUGUCUGCAAAUUCUUAGACAAUUGUCUUAUUUAUACAAUUUCUUGUAUUCUCCACAUGAUUUUCGUGAUAAAAAUGUAUGUACUUAAACAAAAUGUGAUUUUAUUGGAGACAAUAAUUUGUGUAUGAUUAAACGUUUGAUACUCAAACUUGUCUUACAGAGAUAUUUUUUUUAAUAAAGUAUUUGUGUUU
Diabrotica virgifera virgifera (western corn rootworm) is the source of this 8830-nucleotide messenger RNA. Its product is annotated as solute carrier family 41 member 1. The transcript has 10 exons. Lineage: Eukaryota; Metazoa; Arthropoda; Insecta; Coleoptera; Chrysomelidae. Bases 294 to 1772 code for a protein of 492 amino acids. Gene Ontology annotation, molecular function: monoatomic cation transmembrane transporter activity. The record is from RefSeq and is a predicted model, not a curated record. Gene Ontology annotation, biological process: monoatomic cation transport. Gene Ontology annotation, cellular component: plasma membrane.